UCCGUGCGCUCGCAGCUCCUCGCCGUCGGCGGCCUGGGCGACACGGUGCUCGGGAGGAUGGACAAGGCCUGCAAGAUGAGAUACAAGACGAUGGACAGCCCUUUGGGGAAGAUCGAGAUCUCCGGCUGUGCGCAGGGUCUGCAUGAGAUAAGGCUGCACGACAGGAAGACCCCGGACCCCGGACCCGCAGAGGCCCCCGCUCCUCCCGAGCUGCUCGGCUGUCCAGAGGAAAUGACGGAGCCACUGGUGCAGUGCGUGGCCUGGCUGGAUGCCUAUUUCCGUGAGCCCUCGGUCCUCCCGGGCCUCCCCUUGCCCGCGAUUCACCAUCCCAUUUUCCAGCGAGGUUCGUUCACCGCGCGGGUGUUGCGGAAGCUGCUGGAGCUUGUGAAGUUUGGAGACACGGUUUCCUACCAGCAGUUAGCAGCCCUGGCAGGCAACCCGAAAGCCGCGCGGGCCGUGGGCGGAGCGAUGAGGAGCAAUCCUGUGCCCAUCCUCAUCCCGUGCCACAGAGUGGUCUGCAGCAGCGGAGCCAUGGGCAACUACACCGGAGGACUCGCCACGAAGGAGUGGCUGCUAGCCCACGAAGGCCGCCUGGCAGGGAAGCCCACCUAUCCAGGGGGCUCCUAUCUGGCCGGAACCCGACGCGGGGCGCUGGGUGGCACCCCCAGCCCCCAUCCUGCUGGCCGGGACGGAUGCGUGAGGGAGUAAACAUCUGAGUGACUGUGAAGGUACCAGCACGCUGGAAGGGGUACGCGGUGGCCCUGCUCUAUUAAAGGUGCUGGAUGUGUCCUG
Molecule: messenger RNA, 792 nt
Organism: Canis lupus familiaris (dog)
Lineage: Eukaryota; Metazoa; Chordata; Mammalia; Carnivora; Canidae
Gene: MGMT
Product: O-6-methylguanine-DNA methyltransferase
Biological process (GO): DNA repair
Cellular component (GO): nucleus
Molecular function (GO): methylated-DNA-[protein]-cysteine S-methyltransferase activity
Source: RefSeq, marked provisional